AUGGAGAGCAACGAGAAGAAGAAGAAGAGCAUGAAGUUGAUGAACUCACUGUCUCGUCGAGAACCAACGAUGCCGGCACCGGAUAACGGCAGGCUGGCAGACGGCGGGCGGCUGGACAAAAAAAUCUCAUCUCAAAACAAACAACCAAUAUAUCACUCUUUAGGCCGGAGAAGAAAGAGGGACCAUCACCCUUCGUCAACCACCGCCGCGACCGCCAGGCCGACAGAAACCAGACACCCAAAAACUCGCAACGGCCGACCAGCGCCGCCGCCAGGGAGAAGAACGAGUAGAACAACGCAGCACUCGUCUCGUCGCGAAGUCCACGCCAGCCACGACGCUGUCCCCACUCGCUUUCCGGCGACCAACAUCCGCGGACUCUCCCUCGCAGCCCUCGUCGUCCGCCGACAGUCCAUCGCGCCGACUAAUGGGCUUAGAGGAGACUCCGUGAGCUCGCCAGCCUCUGCGCGGAGACAGAGGAGGAAGCUCCUCGGCGCGCUGGAGAAGUGCGACGAGGACCUGAAGUCAUUGAAGAGGAUCAUCGAAGCGGUGAGAGUUGCAGACAAAAGCGAUAACGUGGAGGGUGAUGGAGAUGAGAGCGUGGAGACUGUGAAGAGCGUGGACAGUGUUGGAGAGCAACCAAGCCCCGUUUCAGUUCUGGAUCCUGUAUUUUCUCCUACUUGUUAUGUUGGCGAAAUGAGAUUGGAGAAGGAACAACAACAGAAAUCACAAGGUGUAUGCAUCCAGUUAAGAGCUCCAGAGGCUUCUCAUUUGUGUAUCUCAGGGGACCUUAACGAGAGCAAGAAGCACGACAGACAGAGCCAUUCUUCGUUCUUCAACCAGAUCAUCGUCCAUAGAUUGCCGACGAAGCCGACUCAAAGGCAAUACUAUAACCUCCUCGAACAAUUCUCUCAGACGAAGAGGCUAACAGAAGUCAAUCAUCAUCGACAUCCGUCUGAGCGCAAGAGGAGCCAAGCAUUGACAGAGAGUGUGAGUGAAAUUUGGGAGAACGGGGUUUUAGAGCAAACGUGUGAGCUAGGAAAAGUUGUUGUUAUAGUAGAGAGAGGUAUAUUUAGAGAGUUGGUAGAUGAGUUUGUGAGGGAGAUGUUGGGGGUUGGCUUCAAGGGGUUGAUUUCACAAUGGACGUGUAGGAAGAGGCUCUGUUUUUAGUUCGUUAAUUUGAUGUGAUCAUGAGCAGUUGCUAGAUUAUAUAUUGUCGUAUUAAUCAUAUGUUAUUAACUAUUAAUAAUAUGAAUUUGAGAAUCUAA
Molecule: messenger RNA, 1265 nt
Organism: Asparagus officinalis (garden asparagus)
Lineage: Eukaryota; Viridiplantae; Streptophyta; Magnoliopsida; Asparagales; Asparagaceae
Exons: 4
Coding region: 1-1167 (388 amino acids)
Source: RefSeq, a predicted model, not a curated record